UAUGUAUGCAGCGCCCUGGAUCUCCCGGCGGCACCGUGCCGCUACCAUCGCGACGUCGAGCGUCGGGCCACCGGGGCGUCAGUCGUUGCCCGCGUAGGGGCGAAAGCGCACCUUUUUGAACAGCUCUGUUUUCCUCAUUUUCGUUGCAAACGGUCAAUGCGCCGCAACCAUUCACCGCGUGUCCUCAGCGUGUUUUUGUGACAGUUAAAAAUACAUUACAACCCCAGAGGGACGCCGCGCGUACCCGACAUUCGAAAUAGCGACGUUGGAACCGAAGAAGAAUUUGAAAAAAACAUAUUUGAAGAAAUAAAGUUUUGAAUUGAAGUUUUUCAAAAUUGAUCCUUUCGUUGAUAUGGUAAUCAAAUUUCUGUGAAAAAAUUUGUGGGAUAAAUAUCUGAUCUGAUCAGUGGGUCGGAUGACAUCUAUUUUUUAAUUCUGCUUCCGAUUCGACCAUCGUUAGAAGUAAUAUUAAUAUUAUCAGUAAUAAUAAUACCGGCGUACAACUACGAUACGAGUGCGGAAAGCCUCGUGGGCACGAGGAGUGCAAUCAAUAAGUGAGAGGAGACCGACUGGCGGGUAGAGAAGAGCGAAGUGCGAAGAGAAGAGAAGAGAAGAGAAGCGAAGAGAAGAGAAGAGGGUCGGCACAGCAUCCAGCCGUUGGAUACGCCCGGCGUCGAGUAUACCGGGCAGGGAGCAGAGCCAGGAUCUGUGAGAUGACAGGGCGACACUAGCAUGCUGGAUAAGCGGCGGCUCCACGCUCCAGGGUCGCCGCCAUGCACCCUUCUAUUUGUGGCAGCCCUCACGAUAACAGGAUGUCUCUCCUUUUGGUUACUGAACGGUUGUCCGGGUCCCCCACUGCUGGUGUCAUCUCCGAUGGUCGCUCAAUCACCUGCUUACGUUUUGAUACUGCCAGGAAACGGGUCUGUCCACCCUCGACCUUAUGUCCUGAGCGAACUUCCCCCCGAUGACGAAACUACUCUUAUAGACGUCAGAAAUUUUCGUUUCGUCAUCAAUCACGAACCUUGCAAUAAAACUCAACCUUUAUUGCUGAUGCUGAUUCAUUCGGCACCGUCGAAUAUACCAAAGAGAAUGGUCAUCAGGGAAACCUGGGGACAAAGAAGAAACGGAGCUAUCGUACUAUUUCUCAUUGGUACGGAUGAUAAGUUACAAAAUCAAAUCGAAGAAGAAGAUAAAAUCUACGGUGAUAUUGUUCAAGGAAAUUUUAAGGACGCCUACAGAAAUAUGACCUAUAAACACGUCAUGGCACUCAAAUGGGCGACCUAUCAUUGUCCGGGUGCAAAGUACGUGUUGAAGCUCGACGAUGACGUGUUCGUUCACACACCUGCUAUGUUGGAGUUCCUAUCGCACGAUUUAUCCCCCUGGGGUGCGCGACGUCUGAUUCUCUGCGAUUUGAUGGCAAUGGCGAUGGUUAAACGAUCAUGGAGAUCGAAGUGGAGGGUAUCGCCGUUAGAAUAUCCCGGUAAAACUUAUCCCGUAUACUGCGCUGGUUGGGCGAUUAUUUAUUCACCCGAUAGUGUAUUUUCACUGUACAGAGAAGCUCAAAAAGAAUCUUACUUCUGGAUAGACGAUGUUCAUAUAACCGGUACUUUAGCGAAAAAAGUUAAUCUUACACAGACCCCGUUGAAUUCUCUUAUAUUAAAAAAGGAGAGGUUGAAGGCUGUAUUAGAGAAACAAAAUUCACCUGGUGACUUUUUAUUCGGUCCAGCAAAUAUGGCGGAGUCUGAUAUAAGGGCGCUGUGGUACAUCGUCACAUCGAAACCAUGGCCUAGUUUUAAUUGAGGGGCUUAAAACAAUUUAUAGUCAAAUAUUUAAAUACAUAGAAUAAAAAGUUUGAAGAAAUUUAGAAGAAAAACAGCAAUGCGAGACUCGGUGGGUUCUUUCACCAAUUUUCGUGCAGGUGGAAUCCUAAUAGAACGUUCUCGUUAUCAUUAUAACGCGAGAGGGAAAAAUUGUGAAGAAUUAAAAAGAAACUAGGGAGGGCGGGGUAAAAGAAAUAACUAUUUUAUAAACUCCGCGACAGGGUCCAUUACUCUUAGAUAAAAUAAACUUUACUGUAGAAAAUUCCUGUUCGAAGUUCUUUGAUUCAAAGUUUCUCUCACAUCCGGUGUCUGCAACGUACGUUGAGCCUAAUUAAAAAUCUACUUCUUUCCUCUUUGUUCGUUUGACAGAGACAAAUUAAACAUUUGUUAGAAACGGAAUGUGAUGUGCGGUUACGAAUGAGGGAAAAAAAAAAUGGGACGAUAGAAUUACGAUAUUAGAAAAUUGCACAAACAAUUGUCAUGCGACGACGAAUAUGAAAAGUCUCGCUUUUUUUUUCGGCUGUUCAAUCAUACCACUACGUAAUUAUUGAGAGGUAAAAUUGAUGAGAUUUAUGGGGUGCCUUCAAGACAUUUAUAUCAUAUAAACCCCUCGAGGCGAUUACGUGAUCUACCUGCACGACGGUUUAAUCUCGCGCUGCUCAGUACGGCUAUACUUUCAAAAUGCGUUUCGUCUUUUGGUAGUUGAUGAGUAUUCGUUCGUUCGUUCGUUUGUAUGUAUAAAUUGUACAUAUUUGAAAAUACUAUGUUCGUUGUAUGUAUUUAAUUUUAUAUACGACGAGAGCUUUCGCGAUGAUGAGCUUCUCUCAAUUGCGUAUAGAAUCGAAACGUGUUUUUCCGUAAAUGUGGGAGGGUUUGAAAAUUUUUCAUUUCAAAAAACGAUCGGUAGCGGAUGAUAUUUAUUUAAGACCGAAAUAACUUCAUCGUGAUUUCUUCUAUACGCGCACUGCAAGUUCGUUGAAAAAAAUUCGUUGGAUUGGUUCUGACAUCUGAUCAGGUAUAUAUUUAUAUUUUCUUAUUUGUAUAGGGAAUGAAGCAAAUGGAAUCACUUAUGUAUUGAAUGAUCAUGUACGAGAUGUGAUUUUAGGCACGAUGAAAGCAUAAGGAAGUGAUCGAUAAUGAGACUUGUGAUUGUCGUCUUAUUGCUAGUUUUCUUUUUUUCAAUUUUGAAUGCGAUGAACUCAUGGUAUGUAUUUAAGUACAUAUGUACCGCCUUUGUAUGUGUAUAUUAUGUCGUGUAUAUAUGUAUAAUGUAUCUAUAUCUAUAUAUUUUUUUUUAGAUCAGAUAACACAGAGAGUGAAUUAUGAUAAGAAACGAAAGAAAUGAAAACCAAAAUUUAAUUAGCAAAUAAAUUAAUUAUUAAUGUUAAUUGAAAAAACGAACAAAAAUUUGCAAAUCUAAACACGCACCUACGUACAUUCAUUCAUAUAGAAAUUAAUCAUCUCAUUGCAUUUACAUCCUAAAUAUAAGAAACAAUUACUUAUGUAUAUAUAUUAUAUAGAUAGGAAUUUCAGGUACGCAUGUCGCCUGGCCAAUUAUUUUUGUUCGAUAUCAUCGAAAUCGAACAUAAAUGAUACACUAAUAAAUAUACAUAAUUAGUUACGUAAUAAUUAUAUACGUAUUACGCACGGUUCGGAAUGGAGUGUGUUAAUUUACGAUUUGCAUCGUUUAGGAGAAAAUUAGAUGCAAAGCUAGAAAGAAACAAAAAGCCAAAAAAUCAAAAACCAAAAAAAAAAGAUAAUUUUUCAAUCGAAAGACCAACGUAUUAAUUCGAUGAUGAAUCAAUAAUUACGUUACACGUAUAAUAUAUGAAUAGAGAUGCAUUGAUAUACAAAAGUAUUUGAUCGGAAAUUUCAUGUUUCGAUAAUCUAUGAGUGUAGCGGGUACUGCAUAUUUAGAACUCUGAUAAAUAGAGCCAAAUGAAUUUCGAUCUCAUAUUAUUGUAGUUCGAUUUUAUGGAAAAAGGUUGAUAUAAUUAUAUAUAAUUAUAAAUAGUCGAAAUAAUUUUUGACGAUGAAAGUUUUUUCAGUCAUGGAGCUUAUUAAUCAGGCGACCAAUAAUAAAUGAAGUACCUUAUCUGUGUCAUGUGUUGUCGUACCAGCGUAAGUUGAAAAAUAAGUUAUACAUAUAUGAUAAAUUAUAUAGAUAUACAUCAUGUAAGAGAAGAACAAUUGGAGUAGAAAGAGAAUGAAUUUUAGGAAGGAAGAAAAUUUGAAAUACGCAAACGAAAAGUAUUGAAAGAAUUGUAAAAUUAUUCGAAUCUUGAAAAUUAAUAUGAUCAUCGUAGUUACACUUUUUUAUAGACGAGCGAGCAAAUCAGCUACAAAUUUGAAUUAUUAGUAUUAGCAAUUAUUAACGAUUAUCAUCAGUUUUAUUGUAAUCAUUGUAAUUAUUGUUAAAAUGCGCCUAAGGAAUAUUGUUAUUUUGAAUAAUGGAUUCGAAGGAUGCUAGUAUGAGAGAAAAAUUUUACAGAUUGAAACAAAGAAAGGAGGGUCGCUAGAUUGAAUGAAAAUUGUAGUUGAACUGAACAGCUUUAAGAGAAAAAGGAAAAGAAAAAAGAAA
Messenger RNA from Athalia rosae (coleseed sawfly), 4401 nucleotides. RefSeq names its product beta-1,3-galactosyltransferase 1. The coding region runs from base 733 to 1800 and encodes 355 amino acids. Gene Ontology annotation, cellular component: membrane. Gene Ontology annotation, molecular function: hexosyltransferase activity. The record is from RefSeq and is a predicted model, not a curated record. Lineage: Eukaryota; Metazoa; Arthropoda; Insecta; Hymenoptera; Athaliidae. The transcript is spliced from 3 exons.